Messenger RNA from Mytilus californianus (California mussel), 588 nucleotides. RefSeq names its product acanthoscurrin-2-like. Bases 1 to 588 code for a protein of 195 amino acids. The transcript has 2 exons. NCBI's taxonomy places the organism in Eukaryota, Metazoa, Mollusca, Bivalvia, Mytilida, Mytilidae. The record is from RefSeq and is a predicted model, not a curated record.
AUGAAGAUCGCAAUUUGCGUACUGAUUGCCAUCUGUAGCGCUGUAAGCGCAUUCUCAAAAAGUGGAUACAGAGGUGGUGGAUACGGUAGAGGUAGAUACGGAGGAGGUGGAUAUGGAGGAUAUGGUGGUGGUUUAGGAGGAUACGGUGGUGGUUUAGGAGGAUAUGGUGGUGGUUUAGGAGGAUACGGUGGUGGUUUAGGAGGAUAUGGUGGUGGUUUAGGAGGAUACGGUGGUGGUUAUGGAGGAUACGGUGGUGGUUAUGGAGGAGGAUACGGAGGAAGAUACGUAGGAUACGGACAAGUAUUUGUUGUAAGAGGAGGAGGAUAUGGUGGUGGUUAUGGAGGAUAUGGACAAGGAGGAUACGGUGGUGGUUAUGGAGGAGGACUUGGUGGUUAUGGAGGAGGACUUGGAGGUUAUGGAGGAGGACUUGGAGGUUAUGGAGGAGGACUUGGUGGUUAUGGAGGAGGACUUGGAGGUUAUGGAGGAGGACUUGGUGGUUAUGGCGGUUAUGGUGGUUAUGGCAGGGGUGGUUAUGGUGGUUCCGGUGGUUAUGGAUAUAGAAAAUAUGGAAAGGGCAAAGGAUAUUAA